AUGGUACCAAACGACGACAACACCACCACCAACAAAACGCCUCUCUCCCAAAUUCGCGACGGUGGUCGGCAAAAAACGCUCAAAUCUUUCUUUUCCACGACGACGACUGUCAGUUCCUCGAACAAGAAAAAGAAGAGCGAUGAUGCGAUGAAGAUGAUUCAAAAGACUUUAGGGGAGAAAGAGGAUUCAAAAUUAUCGCACGGGGACGAUGAGAACAGGAAACCAACGCAUAUUUCGUCGUCGUUCUCCGGGGAAAAGGAGAACGCGAAAGAAGAAAAGGAGUCCAUCGGAAUCGUCUUUGCAAAGGAAAAGGAAAAGGUGCAGGCAAUCGCUGCUGAUGACGAUGCGAAGCAAGUAACAAAAGGAGGUGAUGUUUCCAAGAAAAAUGGUGCCCAGAAUGCACCUUCUUUGGCGAGCGUAAGCGAGGAGAGGAAAGGCGUCGAGAUGAUCGCGGAAGCCACGAGAGCGACGGGGAGAACCACAUCGACGGUAAAAGAGAACGAGAGAACAGAGGAAAAGAUGGACGUGGACGUAGAUUUCGAAGAAGAGGAGGAGGAGGAAAAUCCAAUUUCCUUCGCGCGAAGGAACAAGCGCAAGCGGUCGAACGCCGCGUCGUCGAUCGCGAAACGACCGACCCGGGCGACGAGGCGGGAAGAGGAAGAGGCGAAGAGGAAGAGGAAGAAAACGGUGAUUAUGGAUUCGAGCGAUGAUGACGAGAACGAAGAGGAGGAAGGAGGAAGCGAAUCGGACUUUGCACCGGAAGAGUCCGAGGAUGGCGACGACGACGACGACGACUUCGAAGAAGAAGACUCGCCGGUGGCAAACAAAAAGACGAAGAAAAAGCCUCCGUCGGCGCAAGCUUCGAAAGCGUCCGCGACGGUAGCGCCGAUAAAGCAACGCGCGUCACCGCCGAAACAACAACCGUCCUCGUCGCAGCAACAAAACGGACUCCAAGCGGACCAAAUAUCAAAGUUUGACGAACGAGAGCGUCGUUUGUUUUCCUUCAUGUUCCCUCCGAAACUGAAGGAUCAAAACGGAAACCUUUUCGACAGCCCAAAAUACGAUCCAACCACGUUGUUACUCCCGAAAACCUUCCCGAAGAGCUUUCCGAGCACGGAUGGCUCUCAGCAUAAAAUCUCUCCGGGACAGCAACAGUGGUGGCAGUUCAAAGCCACGCACUUUGAUGCCGUUUUAUUGUUCAAGAUGGGCAAAUUUUACGAAAUGUACGAGAUGGACGCGCACGUCGGCGUGAAAGAACUCGGAUUGAUUUACAUGAAAGGAGAACAACCACACGCGGGUUUCCCGGAAAAGAACUACCAGAAGAAUGCCGAAACAUUGGCGAGAAACGGGCACAAAGUGGUCACGAUUGAGCAAACAGAAACGCCCGCCAUGCUCGCGGAGAGGAAAAAGAAAGACUCGAGAUGCAAAGAUACGGUGGUGAAACGCGAGAAGAUUGCGGUGGUGACGAGAGGGACGAUGAUUGAUCGCGUGAUGGUAGAAAGUUGUCCGGAUGCGUCUCACGUGUUGGCAAUUUCAGAGUUUCGAAAGAAUGAAGAUGGGGCUAUGCAUUUUGGCGUCUGCGCGGCAGAAUGUGCGGCGGGGAAGUUUGUUCUCGGCGCGUAUAAGGUCGUGCCAGGAAGCGGCGACGAAGAAACCCUGUCGAGUUUACGAACGACGUUGUGCGAGCUGAACCCGGUGGAAAUUAUUUUUAGAAGGGGCGAGACGGAUGCUAAAGAGUUCCCUGGACCGGCCGUGGCGGCGGCGCUCAGAGAUUGCGUGCCAAAUGCACACAUUCGAUACGUGUGUUCGUCUUCGAUGACGUCCUCAAAAGGCGUAAGAGAGGAAGUUGAAAAACAAGGCUAUUUUAAACCACUCGCGGCGUACCCGGAUGUUAUUGAAACUUUUUUUGGCAACGCAAGUAAUAUUAAUGCCGAAGCUGCGCUCGUAGCUUUCGGCACGUGUCUGCUCUACUUGAACGAUAAUUUGGUCGCACACGAUGUUGUGCCCUACGGAAAAUACGAAACCAUCGCCAACGACGAGACGUUUUUCGGGGUCGAAGGAAGUGUUGUGAAUUCUUCCGCACCGCCUUCGCCAUCCGCCAUGGAACAAGAAGCGACAACGACAUCGGCUGCGACUACGAAAAGGUUACAAUACCAACACGCGUUCAUGCGCCUGGACGCUGCUGCUUUGUCCGGUCUCGAGAUUCUAGAAAACACUGAAGGCGGGAGAUCGGGAAGUUUGUUAGAGCUCGUCUCCCGAGCGGCAUCUGCACCAGGCACGCGCGUCCUCCGAAUGCAAUGUUGUCGCCCAUCGUGCGACGCGUCAGUGAUUCGAUCGAAGCAAAAGGCAAUAGACGCGUUGCGCUCGAACGACUCCGUCGAUACGUUUCAAAAAAUUCGAGCGCUGUUGAAAGCGAGUCCAGAUUACGAGCGGUGCGUGGCGAGAUGCGUCGGCAGCGGGGAUUCAAACAGAAACGCCGAUCGCGUCGUUUUGUACGAAGACAUGCGCAAAGCAAAGUUGAAUGACUUUUUAGCGGCUUUAGAAAGCGUUCGCGCGGUCCGCGAUGUCGCCGAGGAGAUCUCGAGCAACGAGCACGUGUUGGAAAAAUCAAAUUUGCUCAGAGCUUUAGUCACCGGCGAAAAAACAAACGCCGACGAAGAAGAUUACUGCGGAGACCUCUUCUUCCCGAAAGACGAAAUUAUUAAAGGUUUGCGCGAGUUUGAAACCGCCUUUGAUUGGGUGAAAGCGAAAGAAUGCGGCCGCAUCGAACCAGCCGCUGGUGUAGACGCCGCCGUGGACGCCGCGGACGAAGCCAUCCGACAAGCAGAUGCAAAGUUGGAAAACUGGCUCGACGAAGCGAGAGCGUUGUUGCAGUGUCAAAAAUCCGAGCUACAAUUCGUCACCGUCAUGCGCGACACGCACAUUAUUGAAAUCCCAGAUCGAUUAUCUCGACGGGUUCCAGAAAUGUGGACGAGAGAAGGUAAGCGAAAAGGGUUUGAGCGAUUCUCGUGCGAGACGGUUGAUCCCUUGAGAGAGGCGCGCGCGAACGCGAUGGAGGCAAAAGAAACCGCCAUGGAAGGCGUGAUGAAAGGUUUAAUCUUAAAAUUCCGCGCAAACUGGCGCGAGUGGCGUUUGGCGACGGAGUGCAUCGCCGAAGUCGACGCGCUCGGCGCGCUCGCGGUGGUUUCGGAUGAGUUCGCUUUGCUCGGCGAAGGCCACGCGGUGAAACCGAACGUCUCGCCUUUUCCCGGGGAUGGUAAGAGCGCAUUCCUCGAGUGCGACGUUUUGACACACCCGUGUGCAUCUCUCUUAAACAAGCAGUUCGUUCCAAACGAUUGUCACUUUUCCGCGGAUAAAAACUUCCUCCUUCUCUCCGGUGCGAACAUGGGUGGAAAAUCCACGUAUCUCCGACAAAUCUGCGUAGCCACCAUCCUCGCGCACAUGGGCUCGUCGGUCCCCGCGAAGACUUUCAACCUCUCCGCAUGCGACGCCAUUUUCGUUCGCAUGGGCGCGAGAGACGACUUGCGCUCUGGAUUUUCCACGUUUGCGGUGGAAAUGUCCGAAAUCGCGAAGCCGUUGCGCGAAGCUACGAAAAAUUCCUUGGUGUGUGUCGAUGAACUCGGUCGAGGCACGUCCACCACCGACGGCUGCGCCAUCGCUUUAAGUUGCGGCAAACACUUGAUGUUGCGAAACAAAUCCCGCACGCUCUUCAGCACGCACUACCACAAACUCGCGGAUUACUUCGCGUUCGCCUCUAGCGCGAUAUUAAAACACGUCGAAGCGCUCGUCGACUCCACUCGAGUCCCGCCCCGAGUCGCGUUCACGCACAAAGUCGUCUCCGGUUCGUGCCCGAAAUCCCACGGCGUCAACGUCGCUCGCUUAGCCGGUUUACCCGAAACAGUUUUACAAACCGCCUCCGCAGUCGCGUCCAGAGCGGAAAAGUCGGACGAAGAAAACGCGUUCCAAGGUGGUAAAGAGUGUUCCAUCGGCGCUCGAGCGGGAGUUCAGUAUUUGUUCUCCCGCUUUCGAGAAGAGAAGGCGUUGUUUUUCGCCGACGACGAAAAGUCGGGAAUAUCGAGCGCGAUCGAGACAGUUCGCGAAGCUUUGUUCCUCACUCACGAAUAG
This is a messenger RNA of Bathycoccus prasinos, 4125 nucleotides long. Its product is annotated as DNA mismatch repair protein MutS. Gene Ontology annotation, biological process: mismatch repair. The transcript has a single exon. Gene Ontology annotation, cellular component: nucleus. Bases 1 to 4125 code for a protein of 1374 amino acids. Lineage: Eukaryota; Viridiplantae; Chlorophyta; Mamiellophyceae; Mamiellales; Bathycoccaceae. The record is from RefSeq and is a predicted model, not a curated record. Gene Ontology annotation, molecular function: mismatched DNA binding; ATP binding; ATP-dependent DNA damage sensor activity.